AUGAGGUUAGUAGUGACGGCUGCAGUAGCAUUGCUGGUGUUGAGCCGUUGUAGUAGUUGUGCCUCGGCGGAAACUGAAGAUAACGAGUUCGCCGAAUUCGAGGAUGAGGAGGUGGAAGAGGUAGAACAGCCACAACCAGCUAGUCAUAGCACCGACAAGAAAGCUGCAAAAGAAGAAGUUCAAAAACAGAAGACAGACGAUUUUGAUGACGACUACGGAGUUGUGGAAGAUGAGGAAGAUACGAAGGAGAAAGAGGAAUUUGCUGAUGUGCCUGCCCACUUCCGGUCAAAUUGGGCAUCCUAUCAAGUGGAAGCUCUGGUUCUAGCAUUGAUUGCCAUGUAUCUACUUAACUAUGUUAUUGGUCGAAACACUAAUCAAUCGAUGGCAUUGGAGUGGUUCGAUAACGUCAGAGGUCUGCUCGAGCAGCAAUUUGCCUUGUUAGAACUGGAUCCUGUGAGCUGGAUCAUUUGUGAGAUCUUUGGACAAAGAGUGGACAGAAGAAGUCUGUUGUGA
Cooperia oncophora is the source of this 513-nucleotide messenger RNA. The record is from the annotation of a GenBank genome assembly. Lineage: Eukaryota; Metazoa; Nematoda; Chromadorea; Rhabditida; Trichostrongylidae.